This is a messenger RNA of Phalaenopsis equestris, 1151 nucleotides long. RefSeq lists its product as uncharacterized. NCBI's taxonomy places the organism in Eukaryota, Viridiplantae, Streptophyta, Magnoliopsida, Asparagales, Orchidaceae. Bases 145 to 975 code for a protein of 276 amino acids. The record is from RefSeq and is a predicted model, not a curated record. The transcript is spliced from 2 exons.
AUGCUUAAGGUAUGGCAGGCGCCAAUCCGGUUUUACCUUGCCUUCAUUCCUCUCUUUCCUAAUAAAUCUUAAAACCCUAAUACUGUCGGCAAACUUCUGUGUGCUUUGGCAUCCCUUGAUUCUGUGGGGGCUUAAUUCCUUACCAUGGAUGACGACACCGACCUCCAUGAUUGGGAGAUGGUCCCAGAAUCGAACCCCUUCGACAACCUUAAAUCCGUCGAAGGCCUCGACGAGGACACGGAAGAUGGGGCCAUCAAACCCGACUACUUUGCCCUUCAAUCUAGUGGCCGCCGCCAAAGUCCGUCGGAGGAGGAAAGCGAUGCGAUUGCUAACGAUUCCGAUAACCCUAGCUGGGUCGACCCGGAUUCGGACUCCAGGUUCCUCGAAACAUCCAGAGGGAAGUUGGGUUUUGUUGAAAUGAAGCAUCCAGUACGAACUUCCGACGGUUUUUGGUCAGAUGAGUCUUCCGAUGGACAGAGGUCCUUGCCUGAUAGUGAAAAGGGGGAGCUUGGGAAUUUAGGGGAUUCGGUUAUGGAAGUGGCUUUUGAAGAAACAGAUGCUGGGCGUGAGAAUGUGGGAGGAGAAAAUGGGGGAAAUGAGAAUUCUGGUGCACGUGCGAUGAUACCUGUCGGUGAUGGUGCUGAUUCUAGCGGGGAUGAGAAGAGUGAGAUUGUUUGGUGGAAGAUGCCUUUGGAGUUGCUCAAGUUUUGCAUUUUCAGGGUAAGGCCAGCUUGGUCGAUAUCCAUAGCUGCUGCUAUGGUGGGGAUUGUCAUAUUGGGGAGGAAAUUGUACAGGAUGAAGCAGAAGAGCAGGACCAUUCCACUGAGGAUUGCUAUUGAUGACAAGAAGGAUUCCCAGUUUGUGACUCGCUCCGCCCGUCUCAAAGCGAUCUCAUUGGUUCGUUACAUGCCACUUAUUCGGCCUUCUCUUCCUGCUAGCGGUGCAACACAAUGGGCUGCUCUGCCCCUAAGAUAAGUUCAAGAGCUGUUGAGAUGGGGAAAUAUACCUUAACUUUUACAAAAAUACAUAAUAUUUAACAUUCUGUAUCUAUGUUUUAUAGCUUGUGAUGAUUCUUCUGCUUGAUCCAUCGUUCUUUGUGAUUAUUACUUAAAUAUAUUGCUUCGCUUUAAUUUUACAUCAGAGUUAUUCUG